UCUGGGAGGCUCACAAUGGAAAGGCGCAGCGAAAGGCUGGCCCUCCUCCAAAAGCUGAAGCCCAUUUCAUACCGGGAAACUGGAGUGAAGAGGGUUUUCAAAAAAAUCCGAAGGAAGCGCCACUCUGCUUCCAUGGGACACAAAUCAUGGAAAGACAAUGGUCCAGAGACAGUUUGGAGUGGAUCCGACUCAGAAGACUCCGGGCAGCCCUGCUGUAGCAAAUACUUGGUGGAUCAAACUCAUUUGCUUACUCAACAGUGUUUUGAAGCACCUCCAUUGGUGGAACCUAGAACUAACAUCAUGAUCUGCCCUGAUCCACAGCCACUUGUUCUUGUAGAGAAACCUCUGAGACGUAUGGUGAAGAUUUUGGCAUUUCCAGCAUUCAUAUUCCUGCUGGGUCUCUUUUAUGUAUUUUUGCCUGGCUUGUACACCCCCUCAGGUACUUCCAAAUGGGAAAAAAGGAGACAGCAAAGGCACCAGAAUGAGAUCCUUCAGCAGAAUCUACAGAGGCAAAUUGGUCUUUUUCGUCAAAGAGUUUUUGGGCUCCGUAAUUUUGCUGAUGUCCUUGGAAGUGUCCAUGAUCAUUGGGAGAUUCAGAAGCAUAUCUACCUCCAAGCCCAUGGCUCCAAGAACAAAAGCAAUUACAUCCCAAAAGAGGACUUUGCUCUGAAGUCUGCAGGUGCCACGGUGGUCAAAUACAGCAAAAGCUAUAAUGCAGGAGCACAGCUUUGCAUGUUGGGAUUCUGCUGGGAUUACUUACGAUCACCAGAGGUGAUUCUUGAGCGGGAUAACGCCCCUGGGAAUUGUUGGGCCAUGGAUGGGUCUGAAGGCUAUAUUAUCAUCAAACUGUCCCGCGUUGUCUGUCCAAUUUCUGUGGCUCUGGAUCAUAUUUCAAAGACAGUGUCUCACAAUGAAGAUGUAAGCAGUGCUCCACAGAAUUUCUCCAUCUAUAUCUCCAUCAAAAAUAUCCCUUAG
Messenger RNA from Pogona vitticeps (central bearded dragon), 975 nucleotides. The record is from RefSeq and is a predicted model, not a curated record. NCBI's taxonomy places the organism in Eukaryota, Metazoa, Chordata, Lepidosauria, Squamata, Agamidae.